This is a messenger RNA of Bathycoccus prasinos, 1848 nucleotides long. RefSeq lists its product with no specific name. Lineage: Eukaryota; Viridiplantae; Chlorophyta; Mamiellophyceae; Mamiellales; Bathycoccaceae. Gene Ontology annotation, cellular component: nucleus. Bases 1 to 1848 code for a protein of 615 amino acids. The transcript has a single exon. Gene Ontology annotation, molecular function: RNA binding. Gene Ontology annotation, biological process: RNA processing. The record is from RefSeq and is a predicted model, not a curated record.
AUGCCGCCAAGGCAGCAGAGGAAGGUUCGGGUAAAAACCUCGCUCUCCGCUUUCGCAGACGACGACGAUUCAGACGACGAAAAGCAACACCAACGAGAAGAAGAAACGAACGACGGCGAAUUACCGUUGGUGUCGUUCAAAGGCGAUACGCGAGUCCGGACGCAGCACCGACCGUCGUUCGUUCCGAAAGAAGUGCAGAGGAAACGCGACGAAAAGGAUAAGGCCCCGGGUGAUGAUGAUGAUGCUGCUGCUGAUGAUGAUGAUGAUGAAAAUGUUUCGAAGAAACGAAAGAGGAGAUGUGUAGGGGAAGAAGGUGAAGGAAAAGAGGAGAAAAAAUUGGAGACGCGCGCGCGACGGGACGAGUACGAGCAACAACAAGAACAACAACAGCAACAACUAGGACAACCUCAUAAUCCGUUGUCCUCGAACGUGAUCGUGAAAAAUCUCCCAUCGCGAGAGGAUUUUGAGUCGUUAUUUCGCGAGGAGUCAGGACGCGCUCGACAACUGUUCGAGAGGAAAAUCUUGGAAGCGUUCUCGGCGUUUGGACCGAUUGCGUCGUUGUCGAUCAAAAAGAGCGGCGGCGGGUACAAUAGCAAUAGCAACAACAAAAGCGGGUCAUCGAUGGCGUUCAUGGCGUUUUUGGCGAAAUCGAGCGCGGAGAAUGCAAUCGAAAAAAUGAAUAGCGGCCAAUUUUUGUUCUACGGAGUGAAGUUGGAAGCGAGUUUAGGCGGCGCGGUGGUGGUUUCGGAGAAGGUAUGGCCGCCUGCGCCGGUUACGGAAAUAAGGAAGAUUGCGAAUGACGAAGACGAACCCGACGAAGACGACGAGGAGUCGCGAAGGAUGCUGUAUUUGGACGAGAAUAUUCACAUGCGAGGUGAAGUGGAAGCGCGGUUGACCGCACCGGCGCCUUUUUUGAACUUUGACGCAGAUCAUCGAGAAGAAGAGGAAGAAGGUAUCGUUAAAGUCCGUUUCCCGAAAGAUUACGCGCAAAUGAAACGCAUCGAUGUCACGGCGACGUUUGUUGCCGAGGAUGGGAAAGCCGUCGAACACAGAAUCAAAGCGAGGAAGAAAGAUGAUCCCGAUUUUGCGUUUUUGUUUGAUACGAUUGAGGAGAACGAAGAGACUGUUUAUUAUUUGUGGAGAGUGUUUUCGUUAGCCAACGGCGAUUCGCUGACUUCGUUUCGAACGGACCCGUUUCGGAUGUUUACGCCGAACGGGAAAAUUUGGGUACCACCAGCUGGAGGAAUCGAGAUGGCACCAAAACAUAACAGUAGUAGCGCGAAAGACUCGAUGUUGUUGUCUGCGCAGUGGCCAACAUCCAACGGCGCGGGUAUCGGCGCUUCCUCCUCUCUCGUCGAUUACAAUCUGGAUCGAGGAGAAACGCAGAAUGCACUCUCCGAGACGGACCAAAAACACUUGCAAGAACUCCUAUCGCUUUUAACACUCGAACGCGAACGCGUGCGAGAAGUGACGACGUUUGCUAUCGAUCACGCGAUUUGCGCGGAGGAAGUCGUCGCGAAACUGAGGGAAGAAAUGGACGCGCAAAAAGAGUCGCAAAAACCACUCGAAGCGCAAGUCUCUCUCCUCUACGCCUUCUCUGACGUCCUUCACAACGCCUCGGCACCGGUCAAGCACGCGAGUAGCUACAGAAUGGUAAUCAAACGCGCUUUACCGGACGUAUUUAAAGCUUUAGGCGAAAGUUUAAAACACUGCGGCGUCAUAGCGAAGCCGCCGUUCAUGACGAGAGUUUUGCGCGUGUGCAAAGCGUGGAGAGAAUGGUACGCGUUUGACGUUUCGUUUUGCGACGAGCUCGAAGAGGCAUUUCUUGGUGAUAAAGUAGUUCAAUGA